Punica granatum (pomegranate) is the source of this 684-nucleotide messenger RNA. Lineage: Eukaryota; Viridiplantae; Streptophyta; Magnoliopsida; Myrtales; Lythraceae. The record is from RefSeq and is a predicted model, not a curated record.
CGGAGGUCGGCCCGCGAUCGGCCCAUAAAAACCAAUCGUCGCGCGGGCAAGGAGCAGGAAAGCGAACGCUCUGGAAUAGGGAAUCGCAACUGGAAUAGGAAUUCCGUCCGCGGUUGAGCUUUCUCCGUUGAUUAGGGCACAGAUUAUCGAUACCGGUAAGAAGCUAGCGAGGCGGAGGAGAAGAGGAUUUUCAGCUCAGGAGCUCGACUAUGGUGUGCGAGAAGUGUGAGAAGAAGCUGUCGAAGGUCAUUGUGCCGGACAAGUGGAAGGAAGGGGCCAGCAACACUACCGAGGGCGGUGGCCGGAAAAUCAACGAGAACAAGCUCCUCUCCAAAAAGAAAAGGUGGACUCCUUACGGGAACACCAAAUGCAUCAUCUGCAAGCAGCAAGUACACCAAGACGCCAAGUACUGCCACACUUGUGCCUAUAGCAAAGGGGUAUGCGCGAUGUGCGGGAAACAAGUACUUGACACCAAGGUUUACAAGCAAAGCAAUGUGUAAUGAUAGGCGAGAUCUCUGCUUCCUUUCUUAAUGCUAGUACCUUGAGCACGAUUUCAUUUUCUUGUAUUGAGCCGCUAACCCUUGUAUUUCGAGCUUGCCAGGCUCGUGAUUUAGGCUGUAAAAGUGAAUCGAAAAUGAUAUGUAUUGUGUGUAUAAGAGCUUGGCUUUAGCAUCAUUUUCUGCC